CUGAAUAGUUGCGAGAUGGCGGAAAGAAAAUACAGUGAGGUUGCAGUCGGACCGUGUUCUUCGACAGUCUCAUACAGUGAGGUUGCAGGCGGAUUGGGUCCUUCGAAAGUCGCGAAAGCGCGAAAAAUUUGUAUUAUUGGAACCGUGGUAAUGGGCGGAAUAAUUUUAUUGAGCGGAAUAGUGGUGUUGGGCGUAAAAUUACGUAAUGCUAAUCAAAGACAAGGUCACGAUGCAACAAUAACAGUAAUCACGAGUUUGAAGGCAGCUCAUAAUGUACUGAAUAAAUUAAACACCAGUGAGGAUCCUUGCAAUAAUUUUUGGAAAUAUUCUUGUGGGGAAUACAUACAAACUCGAAAACCGUUACAGACAUCGAAAUUCAGCUUAGACAUGAACGUAAAAGCAGAAAUGCAGCGAUCCAUUGAUGAAAACGUUAUUGCUUUACUUGAAGAACCAAAUGACGAGUCUACAAUAGAACCUGUCAGGAUGAUCAAGAAGUUGUACAAGUCUUGUACAAACAAAGACACUAUAUCAAUGACAUUGAAGGCGGAUUUAAUAAACCUAUCUGAAACAUUGGGUGGAAUACCUAUGAUAACAGGGCGAAACGUUUCAGGCAAUCAUUCCAGUAUCUUACACAGAUAUUUCACUGUUACAGGAAAGUUACCUUUCUUCAAUUACUAUGUCGUUGAAAGCAGUCAAAAACGCAGCAGUAUAGUCAACUUUCAUUCUACAUUUCGAAGUUAUAGUGAAUCUGUUGGAAAUAUGGCUGCCACUAUGAAAAUAUUAUUUUCUGAAUACAUUGACUUCGAAAACGUUUUUUACUUUUACAAUAAGCUGUCAACGCUAACUGGAAGGCGAUAUUUUAAAUCCGUAGAUGACUUUUCAAGCGGCUUUCUAUAUACAUCACAUGAUUUAAAUCAAAUUUUAUCUGGUUUGGAUCUGAUGGGUAUCUUUGACGACAUCCUCAACGUUACAAAUGAAACAUCGAAGAAUGCAACGUUCAUGACAGAACAUGCAGAAAUGCUUAAAGAUAUCAGCAGUCUCAUCCUCAAAACACAUCCAACAGAUUUCAUGAACAUUGUUUUCCUUGAAAUUCUUCAAGAGUUCUAUGGAGUGAUACCUGCUUUCGGAAUACACUUUGUCAAAUCAUUAACUAGUGGUGUAAGGACUAAUACAUAUGCAAGCAAGCAAUUUUUGGCACCUCAACGUAGAAAGUCUUGUUUAGAUGUAACUAAAUUGGCCGGAGACGUACUGGGCUGGAUGUAUAGUGAAAAACAUUUCGAUGAGGAGGUUGAAGACGAGGUCUCUCAAAUGGUGAGUUAUCUCCUACGAGCUGCAGAGAAGUUAUUAUCUGAGGUAAACUGGGUAGACACCAAGAGCAAAUACUUAGCUUCACAGAGACUUGAGGACCUCAAAAACCGAAUCCACAUAGGUCGUCAAAAUACAGAAAAGACCAAGGAUAAUCUGAUUAAAAGCUAUGCAGAUGUUUCUCUCACCCACAAGUUUCUAUCGAACAUAGUUACAAUGAGUAAAGUGAGUAAUCAGCUUGGGAGAAGACUAAAGAACAACAAGACCAUUGUAAACCAAAAUGACGUGAACGCUGUUUAUAAUGCAUUAUCUAAUUCAAUAACUAUCCCCGUUGCACUGAUGAAGCCUCCACUAUUUAUCAAAGGCGCGCCUAUGUGAGUAUUAUUGUUGUUGUUGUUGUUGUUGUUGUUGUUGUUGUUGUUGUUGUUGUUGUUGUUGUUGUUAUCAAGUCGGUGAGGUAGCAAAAUCGUCAGCACACCGGAAAAUUUUUUCAGAUCAAACUCUACCGAGGUUGAUUUUGCUUCUCAUUAUUCGACCUCGAUAAAAUCAAUACCAGUCAAUCAAUGGGCUCCAUGUAAUCGAUUGUCACCCUUCCUCAAUUCUUCUAGCCUUGUACCUAUAGCAGAAAGGAUUCUUUUUAUUGUUGUCGUUGUUGACAUUGUUACAGCAAGCAGAGUCAGUGUAGCAUCAAAGAAAAAGCUUCUGGUAUACGUUCCUCUAUUUUAUGUGCUGACAUCAAAACUAGUCGAGGCCAACACAUUUAUCCCUCU
Octopus sinensis (East Asian common octopus) is the source of this 2075-nucleotide messenger RNA. RefSeq names its product neprilysin-11-like. Bases 16 to 1683 code for a protein of 555 amino acids. The record is from RefSeq and is a predicted model, not a curated record. Gene Ontology annotation, biological process: protein processing. Gene Ontology annotation, molecular function: metalloendopeptidase activity. The transcript has 18 exons. Gene Ontology annotation, cellular component: plasma membrane. Lineage: Eukaryota; Metazoa; Mollusca; Cephalopoda; Octopoda; Octopodidae.